Molecule: messenger RNA, 1942 nt
Organism: Otolemur garnettii (small-eared galago)
Lineage: Eukaryota; Metazoa; Chordata; Mammalia; Primates; Galagidae
Gene: OTOP1
Product: otopetrin 1
Exons: 6
Coding region: 25-1863 (612 amino acids)
Biological process (GO): proton transmembrane transport; inner ear morphogenesis
Cellular component (GO): membrane
Molecular function (GO): proton channel activity
Source: RefSeq, a predicted model, not a curated record
AGAGUCGGUGCUGGUGUCCCCAAGAUGCCCCAGGACCUGGGGGCGCCCGCCUCGCCCCAGGCAGCUGUGAAAGCCUCGGGCGCGGGCUCGUCGAGGCCCACGUCCUGCCCGCCGCCCCAGCUCGCGGCCUUGAGGUCCUCGCGGUCACCGCAGCCCCCGGCUUCUCGGCGGGGCGCUGUCCACGCCCCCUUCCCGCAAAAGCUGGCGGAGGCGCUGAGCAGCCAGUAUGGGCUGAACGUGUUCAUGGCGGGGCUACUGCUGCUGCUGGCCUGGGCGGUGCACGCGUCGGGCGUGGGCAAGAGCGACCUGCUGUGCUUCCUCACCGCGCUCAUGCUGCUGCAGCUGCUCUGGAUGCUGUGGUACGUGGGCCGCAGCUACGCCCAGCGCCGCCUCAUCCGCCUCAAGGACAAGCACGCGGGCGCCGGCUGGCUGCGCGGCAGCAUCACACUGUUUGCAGUCAUUACUGUCAUCCUGGGAGGUCUUAAAAUUGGAUACUUCGUGGGAUUUUCGAAGUGUUUGUCAGCCACCGAAGGAGUCUUUCCGGUCACACACUCAGCGCACACUGUGCUGCAGGUGUAUUUUCUUUGGGGGCAUGCAAAGGAUAUUAUCCAGUCCUUCAAAACACUGGAAAGGUUUGGGGUGAUUCACUCAGUGUUCACCAACCUGCUUCUGUGGGCCAACGGGGUCCUCAAUGAGUCCAAACAUCAGCUUAAUGAACACAAGGAGCGACUGGUCACGCUGGGCUUUGGGAACAUAACAAUAGCUCUGGAUGACCACACUCCUCAGUGCAACUGUAGCCCCCCACCUCUCUGCUCGGUCAUCUCUCACGGCAUCUACUACCUGUACCCCUUCAACAUAGAGUAUCAGAUCCUGGCCUCCACCAUGCUGUACGUCCUGUGGAAGAACAUUGGGCGCAAAGUUGACAGCCAUCAGCAGCAGAAGAUGCAGUUCUCGUCCGAUGGGGUCCUGGUGGGAGCGGCCCUGGGCCUGACUGCGCUGGCUGCCACCAUUGGGGUGGUGGUGGUGUACCUGAUUCGCAUUGGGCGCUCCAAGAGUAAGAGUGAGUCAGCACUCGUCAUGUUCUACUUGUAUGCCAUCACCCUGCUGAUGCUCAUGGGGGCUGCAGGGCUGGCUGGAAUCUGGAUUUACAGGAAGAAUGAGAAAUCACUAGAUGAGUCCAAAAACCCAGCCCGCAAACUGGACUCCGACCUCUUGGUGGGCACUGCCUCGGGCUCCUGGCUCAUCUCCUGGGGCUCGAUCUUGGCUAUCCUCUGUGCCGAGAACCACCCCCCCUACACCUGGUACAACCUGCCCUACUCCCUCCUGGUGAUUGCAGAGAAAUAUAUCCAGAACCUCUUCAUCAUCGAGUCCAUCCACCGUGAGCCUGAGAAGCUCCCUGAGGACAUCCGCACUCUUCAGGUGGUCACGGUGUGCAGUGGCAAUGCCGUGUCCCUUGCUUCUUCCUAUCUCAGGAGUGGGGGUGUGACUGGAGAUGUCCCUGGCCCGGGCAGUGCCGAGGCCCAUGCAGCCAAUGGGAAUGUGUGUCUGCGAGGAGGCUCGGGAAAGGAAGAGGAGGAGAGUGGCUGGGGAGGGACCCUGAGCCCAGCCUGCUGUUCCCAUUUCUUGCAGGGCAAUGCCAAGAGAAGAGUCUUGAGGAAUAUUGCAGCCUUUUUGUUCCUCUGUAAUAUUUCGCUUUGGAUACCUCCUGCCUUUGGCUGCCGCCCUGAGUAUGACAAUGGAUUGGAGGAAAUUGUCUUUGGCUUUGAGCCUUGGAUAAUUGUGGUCAACCUGGCCAUGCCUUUUUCUAUUUUCUACCGAAUGCAUGCAGCUGCCUCCCUCUUUGAGGUCUAUUGUAAGAUAUAAUCUGGGUCCACAAGAGACUGAGGAAUGAGUGAACAAGAGAGUUCACUGGAGCCACCUGGGAAAGGCCACCUUGGGCAAA